CUCUUCCAGGAGACACUCCAGACAUACAACUUCACCAACAUCCGAUACGCCCAACCACCGACGGGCAAUCUACGUUUCGCGAAACCUCAAUCACCAGUCGGCAGGAAUCCCAUCGUUCAAAAUGGAACCCAGCCUGUCGUGUGUCCACAGGCAGGACCAGUCUGGAAUGCACUGACUUACGAAUACGCCGAAGCGUACUCACAAGGCAAUGCAUCUCUGCUCUCGUACGAGGCAGGCAAAACACUUGCGACCGUCACCCCAGACGUGCCUCUAAAUCUUCUCAAGGCCUCAUUUCCACCUGGCAUGACAGAAGAUUGUUUAUUCCUUGAUGUCGUCGUUCCACAGAAGAUAUUCGAAGGGAAUGUCUCAGACUACAGCAAUGGAGGAGCAGACGUCGUCAUCUACAUCCACGGUGGUGCAUAUUCGCUUGGCGACAAAGCGGUGGUUGGAGCGACCUUGAAGCCCGACUCCUUCCUUCUCCGAGCCUACGAGAAACAAUCUCCUGGCUUCAUCUGGGUAUCCGUCAACUACCGCCUAGGCGCCCUCGGCUUCCUCGCCGGACCCACGCUCCAGGCCAGCGGUGGAGUUUCUAACGCCGGGUUUUAUGAUCAGCGCCUCGCAAUCGACUGGGUAUACGACAACAUCGACAAGUUUGGUGGAGAUCCUGAGAAGAUCACCUUGAUCGGAGAGUCCGCCGGCGGCGGGAGCAUCUUCCACCAGAUCACCGCUCAAGACGGCCAGAGCGAUGCCAAAUUCAAGAAAGCCAUCCCUCUCUAUUCCGGAUUCGUACCUCAGCCAUCUCGUCAAAUACAAGAGGAUCGUACCCAAGAAUUCCUCCACAGAUUGGGUACCAACUCAAUCGAAGGAGCACGCAAAGCUUCCUCCGCCGCUGUCAUGGAAGCGCAGCUAAGACAAAUCGGCCUAGCAAAACCCGGCGUCUUCGCCUUUGGGCCCGCCGUCGACGGCGACCUCUGGCCUGAACUGCCCGGCGAACUCCUCCUCGCCUCCCGCGGCAAGAACAUCUCCGUCCUAACAUCCUACAACAAAAACGACGGCAACGCUUUCACACCUCCCGACUUGACCUCCGACACCGGAUUCGCCGAACUCAUCAGACGUCUCGAACCACAACUCCAAACCUCAAACGUCAACAAGAUCGUCAAUGAGCUCUACCCCGCCGCCUACAACGGCACCUACCCGUACACCACUCCCUACGAACGCCUCUCCCGCUUCGUCCGCGACUUCGGCUUUUCCUGCAACGCAUACUACCUCGGCAAACAACCCGACGCUCCGACCUUCGUCUACGAGUGGGCGGUACCACCAGCUCUACACGGCUCCGACGCGCCGAGCAUGGAGUACACCGGCAAUGUGGAUGCGGCAGGUGCACCGAAAUGGAGUCGCGAAUUGCAGGAGUACCUAGUGAACUUCAUUUUGCAUGGCGAUCCGAAUGGAGAUGGACUUCCCACCUGGCCGGAUCGAAGGGGUGGAGCGUUUACGAAUGUGUUUAAUGAGGAGAAGAUUGGGGCGCAGCGCGUGGAUGGGUUUGAGGUGGAGGUUUGUGAGUUCUUUCAGGAGAGGGUGUAUGAUGGGUCGUCUUGA
Zymoseptoria tritici IPO323 is the source of this 1596-nucleotide messenger RNA. RefSeq lists its product as uncharacterized. The annotation marks the transcript as partial. The transcript is spliced from 2 exons. The record is from RefSeq and is a predicted model, not a curated record. NCBI's taxonomy places the organism in Eukaryota, Fungi, Ascomycota, Dothideomycetes, Mycosphaerellales, Mycosphaerellaceae.